AUGUGGGUUAGUAGUGUUAAAACCACCACCAAGUGCCAUACAAAAGAAGCAAGACCAGUUUCGUGUAACAUAGCGAUGAGAAUGAGUGAAGGAAAACAUGACAAAAUCAGUCGAGAAUCUUCGAAGAAUGAACACGAGGUCAUCUUCUACGUUUCUUCAGUAGAAUCGAGAAUAAAUAUCUAA
Molecule: messenger RNA, 183 nt
Organism: Clunio marinus
Lineage: Eukaryota; Metazoa; Arthropoda; Insecta; Diptera; Chironomidae
Source: the annotation of a GenBank genome assembly